GCCGGAAUGAUUUCUGAGCUUUCAUGUGGGAAACAUAAAUGAAAUUUUGUGCUUUAUGUUUGUGAACUUUGUGAGUGUCUGACAGUGCAACAGUACGAGUGAGAGUGAUUGGAUCACGUUCCUCUGGGGUCCGCAUUGCUGUUUCACAAUCCUCAGGCAUAGUGUGUGACUAAUUGUCGUUGAUUUUGUGGCAUUCCGUGAAGCUCCCCAGCUGAGAAAAGGGAAUUAAAUUCACACAAGGAAUCAUGUCCGUGAAUACAGCUCACGCCAACAACGGCGUACUCAUUCACGCUGGAGAAUGCAUUCUCCUGUUCAGCGAUAAUGUCUCAAUGGAAUUCUCUGGGCAGAGUGGUCCCUUGUUCAAGGGUACUAAGGUGGGACGAUGCUACCUCACAACACAUAGGAUGAUCUUCAAUAACAACAAAUCUUCUGAUCCCAUGCAAUCCUUCAGUUUCCCCUUCGUCUCCAUUAAUGAUGUUGAGGUGGAGCAACCAGUUUUUGGGGCAAAUUACAUCAAGGGCAAGGUGCGUGCCCAGGAGAAUGGCAAUUUUGUGGGUGAAGCAAAGUUCAAGUUGCUCUUCAAGGCGGGUGGUGCCAUUGAUUUUGCUCAGGCUAUGCUGAGAGCCGUCCAGAUGGCACGGCGUCACUACCACCAUGAUGCUCCACCACCGUAUGAGGCCCCAACAGGUGAUUGGUACGCUGCACCACCACCGGCGUAUACACCCAAUCCUACAGGCUACUACGGAUGGGUGCCACAGUCGGCGGCUUUUCCGAAUCAGCCGCCACAGGAUUCUGUCUUCAUGACACCGAAUCCGCCUCCGUAUCCGGGUAUUGCUCCACCCACAAAUGGAGGCGCUGGCGGUUUCGGUUAUCCGCCACAGCAGCAACACAAUGGAUACCCAGGAGCUCCCAUGGGGACACCUGGAGGUUAUCCAGGCGGUACACCUGGUUAUCCUGGGGCACCACCAAAUGCAGGUUACCCUGGCCAGGCGCCACAAGGAAACUACCCAGGUGGUGGUGGUGGAUACCAGCCACAAGGAAUGGGAUGGCAAACGGGACCAGGAUAUCAACAACCCUCAGCACCCGGUGGAGGUUAUCCUGCAGCUCCUGGUGGAGGCUACCCAUCAGCACCUGGUGGAGGCUACCCAUCAGCACCUGGUGGUGGAUACCCAUCAGCUCCAGGAGCAAUGGGCUUUUCAACUCCACAGCAGCAGCCGCCACAGAAUUCAAAGGAAGCCGAAGCCGCCCAAAGCGCCUACUAUGAUCCCAAUCAACCACAGACCGCUUACGUACCGCCUCCGCCAGCCUACUAUGAGCAGCCUCCUAGCUACAAUUCCAUCGCAAAGAAGCAUCAGUAGAUUCAAAUCAACUGGCUUUUGGCGCCUUUGCAACGAUAAUAAAAAAAAAUUCCACACUGAAGGCUGAGAAAUUGCCUGUUGAGUAAAAUUUUUGUCAUAAACACCUCAUAUUAUUAUUUUUUUUCUAUUUUUAAUAUAUAAAUCAAAUAUCUCUAAAAUAAAUUACAUUGUCUCAUGCGGUUACCGAAGUGAGAUAAAAGUUCCUCUAUAUGGGAAAAAAUUGACACCUUACUAAUGUGGAAUUAGCACCAUAUGAGAAGAUCUUUACAAAAUCUUUGUAUAUAUUAUGUAUAGUUGCAAGAAAAUGUUAUAAAAGUAUUAUAAAUAAAAAUAUGCUGUAAAUGUUUUAUUAUUGAAAAUAAAUGUUCAGCAGAAGCAAAUAAUA
This is a messenger RNA of Lutzomyia longipalpis, 1743 nucleotides long. RefSeq names its product WW domain-binding protein 2 (gene Wbp2). The transcript has 5 exons. Gene Ontology annotation, cellular component: nucleus. Lineage: Eukaryota; Metazoa; Arthropoda; Insecta; Diptera; Psychodidae. The record is from RefSeq and is a predicted model, not a curated record. Gene Ontology annotation, biological process: positive regulation of DNA-templated transcription. Gene Ontology annotation, molecular function: chromatin DNA binding; phosphatidylinositol-3-phosphate binding; transcription coactivator activity. Bases 246 to 1358 code for a protein of 370 amino acids.